AUAUUAUUUUGCAGAUGGCCCAGAUUUGGAAGACUCGUCAUAACUGUAUUAAUGUUAACAGGAAUUAUCAUGUAUAUAGUUGAUGUAGUUUCGAACAGAUAUUACGUGAUGUUUGGAAUACCUGCAGCUUCUGAGAAAACUUAUAAAUAUGUUGCUUAUAACUAUCUUAAACCAUAUUAUUCUCAUCUUGGUACUUAUUGUUUUGGUGCUUUGAUUGGAGAUAUAUUAAGAAAGAAGAAAAAGGUCACAUUUGGAAAGAUUACCGUUUUACUUUGUUGGACCGGAUGCAUUGUCUUAAUGACAUUAUCAAUUUUUGGAGCGCAUGGUUAUAAGAAAAAUAUUAUGGCCAACGAAAAUAUAAUCAUCGCCUUUCAGUGCAUUGCUCCAUUUGCUUGGACCGUAGGAUUAGCUUGGUUGACAGUGGCUUGUGUCACAGGUCACGGAGCUGAAGUAAAAUACAAUUUGCUAAAUGAUACAUCGCUUAUCUACUAUUUAAAGAAAUAA
This is a messenger RNA of Centruroides sculpturatus (bark scorpion), 504 nucleotides long. RefSeq lists its product as uncharacterized. The coding region runs from base 52 to 504 and encodes 150 amino acids. NCBI's taxonomy places the organism in Eukaryota, Metazoa, Arthropoda, Arachnida, Scorpiones, Buthidae. The record is from RefSeq and is a predicted model, not a curated record. The transcript is spliced from 4 exons.